AUGCCGGCUCCGCGUGGCCAUGGUCGCUGGGUCUCAGAGCCGAAAGAGAGUCGCCGCCCUCAAGGUUAUGGCUACGGAGAAUCUGCCAAACUGGCCGCUUCGCGGUUCAAGAAGCACAAAGGGACUUCUAUUUCUGGGAGAGCACACCUAUCUCCUGCUGUGCCACAAACAGUUGAUGUAGAUGGCUUGGACAUUGCUUCACCUGAGACAAGGUUACACCCAUCUCAAGAAUCCGUUCAAAGCAAGGAGUUGGCGCCAGAGCAUGAAGAAGCGGUGGAUGAAAUGAUAAAAAACGCCUUAGUGGCUCCUGGUCGUAGAUCAAACAGGAAGAGGCCCAAGAUGAAGAUGGUUUCCGCUAUCGAAGCUGAAGAGGUUGUCGAGGAGCCGGAGCAAGUGCCCGAGCCUCCUGAAGCCUGCUUGCUCCGAGAUGCUGACCUCUUGGAAGCUUGGUCCCGGGGUGAGACACUGAUCAUCGACGAUGAGUUCCAGAUUGAGCAAGGCAACGGACACAUCGAAGGUGACCUGUCCCUCGGGACCAAGGCGCGACGGCUUCGAAGGAGAGUUAAAAGACGGGUGCGACGCAUUCAGGAGGAUCUUCUGACUAGUGAGAUUGAUGCGGACAUCGAUGCCGAGAGCUUCAUGCAGGAAGCAAUUGCGCAAGGACAGUCUUGGUGGAGUGAAGGUAUGGAGGUCGGUGAUGCGGAUUUCGAAGGUCUGGAAGAUCUGGACUUGGAGGAAACCCAGGAGAUCGAGGAUUCGGACGAGUUGGAGGAGUUGGAGGAGUUGGAGGAGUUGGAGGAGUUGGAGGAGUUAGAGGAGUUAGAGGAGUUAGAGGAGUUGGAGGAGUUAGAGGAGUUUGGGAAUGAAGAGGUUGAGCCGGUUGAGCUGUUAGAGGAAGGAGAGGAAGAACUUGAGUGUGAAGCGGAUCCACUACAUCUGUUGGAUCUGGAUCAGUUGGACCAGUCCACAGAGGAAGCUGAGGAACUCGAGGGAGUGGAGGAGAGACCAGCCUCCACAGCAUCCCUUGUUCCAGCAGCUCGAAUUUCCAAGGAGGAACCCCGCAAAAGGGCUCGGCUGGUGCCAGAGAAGAGUCAGACUCUUGCGGUUGCUCGAUUACGGAGCAGGCCUCAGCUCAAGCCAGCCGUUGGGGCAGACAGCAAGGCUGGUGAGAAAAGGAAAACUCUCCCCGGAUCGACUGAGACGGAUCCCAUGCAAGCGCGCUACAUGCCUCCCCAUGAGAAGCGGCGAAGAAUCGAACUCGCCAAAUGGAAGGAGAUCAAGGCAGCGUGGCAUCGGAAACUGCUAGAAGAAGAAGCUCAGGGUCCACGGAAGCAGAAGCAGAAAGCAGAACCCAACAUGCGAGCUUUGGCGCGUCGCUUUGAGGCUACACUUGAGAAGCCAGGGUCCUGCUGCUUCAAUCCGCUUCAAAAGGAUGAGAGAAUAGUCGUCUCGGCCGAUGGGCUGCGUGCCCAGUGCGAAGCCACCACUCCCAAUGUGACAACACCGAGUGGCAUCAAGGGCUUGCCCCUGGUAGCCGGUGGCAAAUACCAAUACGAGGUGGAGCUUCGUCGAGGUUGUGCUUUGACAAUUGGCUGGAGCCCGGCCUUGGUACUACCAUCAGCGCUUGCCAGUAGUGGUCGCAGUGCUGCGCGACGAAUGCUUGGAUACUCAUCUGACGGAGAGCUUAUUGGAGAAGGUUGCUUGAUAGACGUUCCUCCCUUUGGCCGUCAGGGAGAUGUUGUUGGUGCCCUUCUUGAUUGGCAAGCCGGCUCAUGCGGUCCUAGAUUGUCUUUCAUGCUGAAUGGGCGCAACUUGGGCAUGGCAUUUGACCUUCGUGCAGAAGGCAUUGAAAUACCGCCACUGCAGCCGCACAUCUGUCAGGGGCAAGGAGGGCCAUUCAGCAUCCUGCUGCGUGGUGCGUUGCCGCAGGUCCCGCUCCGUUUUCCUAUGCGUGGCUACCGUCCGCUUGGCAAUAUCGCAGAGGAGCAUUUCUCACCCUUUAGCAAGGCUGUUGAACUUGCAACCUCCUCCGCAGAAAAUGGCACUUUGCGCCAGCAAAAGCCGCCACCAGCAGCGGCUCGGAGACUCAUCCACAGCAGCCUUGGUCUCGCUUUGCCCCUGCCACAUGUGGCGCAGGAGAAGAGUCUUGGCAAGAAGCUGAGACCACAGCCUGACUCCCAAGAGCUCAGUAGAGAUGGAUAG
Messenger RNA from Cladocopium goreaui, 2202 nucleotides. The record is from the annotation of a GenBank genome assembly. NCBI's taxonomy places the organism in Eukaryota, Dinophyceae, Suessiales, Symbiodiniaceae.